Emiliania huxleyi CCMP1516 is the source of this 1429-nucleotide messenger RNA. RefSeq lists its product as hypothetical. The transcript has 8 exons. NCBI's taxonomy places the organism in Eukaryota, Haptophyta, Isochrysidales, Noelaerhabdaceae. The record is from RefSeq and is a predicted model, not a curated record. The coding region runs from base 1 to 1248 and encodes 415 amino acids.
AUGGAACCUCAAUCUCGUGCCGCCAUUACGCUGCUCCAGCCGGCGCCAAAGGCGCCUCGAUACAAGUGGCGCAGCUUCUUCGCCACCGAUGCCGCCGACAGUCGCGACUACGCCUUUGACAACACAAAGGGUGUGUUGAUCUUCCUGGUCAUCGCCACCCAUGCGCGAGGGAUGGCGCCCGGCGGUGAGAAGUGUGCGAUCGCUCCUAUCGACGACGUGCUCGUGCCGCUCCUCGUUCACGUCGUGAUGCCGGGCUUCAGCUUCAUCUCGGGCCACCUCUCGGCGCCAAGGCUCUCCGCGCCGCGCACCGCACGGCUGCUAACGUCGCUUGUCGUGCUCGCCCUCUUCAACGCACUCUACCUGCUGGUGGAAAAGUUCUCCGCCGUCGCUGCCCUCCGCAUCUCCGACACGCAUGACCUGGCCAUCCCCGACAACCUCACCUCCGUCAUUGAGCGCAUGGCGGACGCGCCGCUCGUGCCGAUCAACCUGCUCGCCGCCCGGCAGGUCACCUGGUUCCUGCUCUCACUGAUUGCGUGGCCACUGGCCGCCGCCACCCUGGUCGCGCUGGCCGCACCCUUCACCGCCGCCGGAUCCGCCUCGGGCUCCUCCCUGUCCACGGUGUUUGGGUUCUGGCCCUUCUUCGUCGCCGGGCACCUCCUGCCGCGCGCGCGGCUCGAGGCGCUGCGCCGCUCGGCGCUCGUCGGCGCGGUCGAGUUCCGCGGCGUCGCUUGCUUGUACGGCGAGGGCUUCUCCGAGGGCGGGCUGAAGGCAAUCGCCUUCCUCUCUACAUGGAGGGAAGGCCAGAUCGCCGCGUACCCGAUCUGCACGCUGAUGACACUCGGCUUCCUCUCGCUGCUGCCGCGGCGGCAAGUUGCCGGCCUCUCGCUCGCGGGCCGCCUCUCGAUGUAUGCGUACCUGCUCCACCCGCUCGUCAUCUUCAACCCCGUCGUCUGGCUCGGCCAGGCCUGCCUCCUCCGCCACAUCGGCUGCGGCGCCGCCUCGACGGUGGCGUACCUCGCUUUCGUCGUCGCGCUGUGGGCGCUGCUCUCGAGUCCCCUCGCGCGCCUCCUCUGCUGGCCUUGUGUCGAGCCGCCGGUCGGACGCUGCUGCAGGCCCGAGGCGAUCGAGGAGGGGGGCGGCGGCGCGGCGGAGGCGGAGGCGGCGGCGGGAGAAGCCACGGUCGCGCCACUGUCGCCGCUGCCGCAAGCACCGGCGCCGCCCGCCUCGAUUACGCGGCAGGGCGCCUGACCGCUCCGACGCGAACUUCAGUGUGAGAGCGCAAGGCCGCUGCGCAACCAUAGUAGAGUACAGUACGGGUUGCCUGCGCUUUGAGAGAGAGCCUUACUGCUUAGCGGCUACGACCAACGCGACGCUCAGCAAAACUGUGCUCUGGGUCCCCCGUUGUCGUUUACGUUGUCGUGUACGGCUC